CAACUUUUAUAUAUUUUCCAUUUGAUAAAAAAAAAUCUCUCGAAUUUAUAUUUGUAUAAAUAAAGGAGAGAGUCAAGAAAAGAGUUCCAACCAUAAAUAAUUCAACAGUUGUUAGUUUACAAGUCUCUCCGAAACAAACACAUUCACACACACGUCUCUCCUCACAGCCAAUCAUCGAUCAUAGCUCGAUUUUGUUCAUUGUUCCGUUGGUUUUUCUUGAAAUUUUUCAUUCUCGGUAUCAUCAAAACUCGUCGGUACUAAAGAAACUUCACGCACAUAUCCUCAAUGUUGAGCUGUUCUAAUGGCACCGUCGUGAUCGCAACCGCCAUGGUUUGCUCAAGCACCGCUCUGUUUCUCGCCAUGUCUCGUCAAUUCCAUGGACAGAAUCAAACCUCGAAGGUUCUUGAUCAGUCUCCAAGACCCAUUCUCCGUUCUUGUCUAUCAUCAGAUGAGACGAAGAAACAGAGGAAAAAGAUAAAGAAAGUGCGGUUUGCGGAUAAUGUGAAAGACACGAAAGGGAACGGGAAAGAGUACCGGAGGAGGGAAUUGAAUCGGAGAAACGUACCGGAGCCAGUAACUAAACCGGGAAAGAACGGUUCAAUGUGUAGAAUCUCCACCACCAUGCCAGCGAACCGGAUGGCUCUGUACAAUGGGAUUCUCAGAGACCGAGAUCAUAGAACUCAAUGUUCUUAUUGACCUUUUCUUCUUGACCUAUCAGGUCAAUAGAUUUUAGGUUUGUAAAUCUUUCUUUUAUUUUCUGGUAAUAUUAGAAUCUUUUCUUGGAAAUUUUCAGAAGUUGUAGUUGGUGGUGGUUUUCAUAGUUUGAAAACUAAAGUGACGAUGUAAAUAAUUGACCUGUAAAUAGUGAUUAGCAAAAUGAAAAGGUAACUAAUAUGUGUAUAUUGAAAAUAUUUAACUUUUUUUUUCC
Molecule: messenger RNA, 928 nt
Organism: Camelina sativa (false flax)
Lineage: Eukaryota; Viridiplantae; Streptophyta; Magnoliopsida; Brassicales; Brassicaceae
Source: RefSeq, a predicted model, not a curated record